UCAUCCGAUUUAUCCACAUUUUUCCGUAAAAGACCUUAUCUUUCUCUCAAUAUAGGGUUAAGUUUUCCUUUGCUUGUGGCCGUUUCUUCCGAUUUCAUGUUUACUUGCUUUGGCGCUGCCGAAAUUUAGAGGUGGUUUGAGCUUCUUUCAGAGGUUGGAGGGAUCGGUAUUGGCUGAAUGGCUCGACUGAUUCUUCCCAACAAAGGUUCAAGUUUGGCGAAGAGGGGUUUUUUGAGAUUGCUGUCGUCAUUUAAUGCUUGGGAUAGACAGCAUCAUUGUACUUUAAGAUAUCAAGAGAAAAAGAUUUUCAGAAAUAUUUGUCACCUUACCGAAGAGGGUGUGCAUAGGAGGAGAACGAUAUUUUCUUUUCCAUCAAGUGUAGCCAGUAGAAGGUUUGUUUGUUCAGUAGCUACACAGCCACUUCCUGCAAAGAGUGAAGAAUUGAAGAUGGUCGCCCCUAAAGAAAUAUUUUUGAAGGACUAUAAGAUGCCUGACUAUUAUUUUGAUACGGUGGAUUUGAAAUUCCUACUUGGUGAAGACAAGACACUCGUCUAUUCAAAAAUUUCUGUGUAUCCAAGAACUGAAGGCGCAUCUGUUCCUUUGGUACUUGAUGGUGUUGACAUUAAGCUUCUAUCCAUCAAAGUUGAUGGGAAGGAAUUGAAGAAAGAAGAUUAUCAUUUGGACUCGCGGCAUCUGACAUUGACGUCCCCACCCACUUCCACUUUCGUUCUGGAAAUUGAUACGGAGAUCUACCCUCAAAGCAAUACAUCAUUAGAGGGACUUUACAAAUCUACUGACAACUUCUGCACACAAUGCGAGGCUGAAGGGUUUCGGAAAAUCACUUUCUAUCAGGAUCGUCCUGAUAUAAUGGCAAGGUAUACCUGUAGAAUUGAAGCAGAUAAAAGCCUGUAUCCCGUAUUGCUAUCUAAUGGAAACCUGAUCGAGCAAGGGGGCCUUGAGGGUGGGAGGCAUUAUGUAGUCUGGGAAGAUCCGUUCAAAAAGCCGUGUUACUUAUUUGCACUGGUUGCUGGACAAUUAGAAAGCAGAGAUGAUACAUUUGUGACCCAAUCUGGAAGAACCGUGUCCUUGAGAAUCUGGACACCAUCACACGAUGUCCCAAAGACAGCCCAUGCAAUGUAUUCUCUUAAAGCGGCUAUGAAAUGGGAUGAGGAAGUUUUUGGCCGUGAAUAUGAUCUAGAUUUGUUCAAUAUCGUGGCUGUUCCUGAUUUUAACAUGGGUGCCAUGGAGAACAAGAGCCUUAAUAUUUUCAAUUCCAAGCUUGUUUUGGCAUCUCCUGAAACCGCUACUGAUGCCGACUAUGCUGCAAUUUUGGGUGUAAUUGGUCAUGAGUAUUUCCACAACUGGACUGGCAACAGAGUGACAUGCCGAGAUUGGUUCCAGUUGAGUCUUAAAGAAGGGCUCACCGUCUUCAGGGAUCAGGAGUUUUCAUCUGACAUGGGUAGCCGCACUGUCAAGCGAAUAGCUGAUGUAUCGAGACUGCGGAGCUACCAAUUUCCCCAGGAUGCUGGUCCUAUGGCUCAUCCUGUUCGUCCUCAUUCUUAUAUAAAGAUGGACAAUUUUUAUACUGUCACGGUGUAUGAGAAGGGCGCCGAAGUUGUUAGAAUGUACAAAACUUUGCUUGGGAGUUCUGGCUUCAGAAAAGGCAUGGAUCUUUAUUUUGAAAGGCAUGAUGGCCAAGCGGUUACUUGUGAAGAAUUUUUUGCCUCCAUGAGAGAUGCAAAUGAUGCAGAUUUUUCAAAUUUCUUAUUAUGGUACUCACAAGCAGGCACUCCUCAAGUUAGAGUCUCAUCAUCUUACAAUCCUGAUGCCAGAACUUAUUCUUUGAAGUUUAGCCAAGAAGUUCCAGCUACACCUGGCCAACCUGUGAAAGAACCUAUGUUUAUACCUGUUGCCGUAGGACUUCUGGAUUCAAAUGGGAUGGACUUACCUCUCUCCACUGUUUAUCAUGAUGGAUUGCUACAAUCAGUUUCCAGCAAUGGCCAACCAGUCUUCACAACUGUGCUAAGAGUCAUAAAGAAGGAAGAAGAGUUCAUAUUCUCUGAUAUAUUUGAGAGGCCAAUACCUUCUCUUCUUCGUGGUUACAGCGCUCCUAUUCGUCUUGAUUCAGAUCUUACAGAUAGCGACCAAUUUUUCCUACUUGCAAAUGACUCUGAUGAGUUCAACAGGUGGGAAGCCGGCCAGAUAUUGGCAAGGAAAUUGAUGCUUAGUCUUGUAGCUGAUCUACAACAGAAUAAAUCUUUGGUUCUGAAUCCAAAGUUUAUGGAUGGAAUCAGGAGCAUACUAUGCGAUUCUAGUUUGGAUAAAGAAUUUGUUUCAAGGGCAAUUACUUUACCCGGUGAAGGGGAAAUUAUGGAUUUGAUGGAAGUUGCAGAUCCUGAUGCUGUUCAUGCUGUUCGCUCUUUUAUUACAAAACAGCUUGCACUUCAUCUAAAAGCAGAGUUUUUGUCAACUGUCAUAAACAACAAAAGCUCAGAGGCUUACGUUUUCAACCAUGAGAAUAUGUCUCGACGUGCUUUAAAGAACACUGCUCUUGCCUACCUGGCAACAUUGAAUGAUCCGGAGCUCACCAAUCUUUUAGUCCAUGAAUAUAAUACUGCCACAAACAUGACCGAACAGUUUGCAGCUUUGGCAGCUAUAGCUAAGAAUCCUGGUCAAGUCCGUGAUGAUGUUCUUGCUGAUUUUUAUAACAAGUGGUCUCAUGAUUUCUUGGUAGUGAACAAAUGGUUUGCUCUUCAAGCUUUGUCAGACAUCCCUGGAAAUGUGGAUAAUGUUCAGAACUUGUUGAGUCAUCCAGCCUUUGACCUUCGAAAUCCGAACAAGGUUUACUCUUUAAUAGGUGGAUUUUGUGGAUCUCCUGUGAAUUUUCAUGCAAAAGAUGGAUCAGGUUACAAAUUUUUGGGUAACAUUGUGUUGCAACUGGAUAAAUUGAACCCUCAGGUGGCAUCCCGCAUGGUGUCAGCCUUCUCAAGGUGGAGGCGCUAUGAUGAGGGCAGGCAAGCUCUGGCUAAGGCACAACUGGAGAAGAUAAUGUCUGCUAAUGGCUUAUCAGAGAACGUUUAUGAGAUUGCAUCCAAGAGCUUGGCAGCUUAAGCACCUGAGGAAAUUUUUAAAAGCUCCUCUCCCUGAAGUUCAGUCCAGUCUGAGGACAAGAACACUGGAGUAAUGUUUAUGUGAAUUAUUAUCUAUAAAGUUGCAAGUAUCAGUCAUAAAUAACAUAUAUGUUGUGGUGAAAAAUGAAGCUUCAUGUUUGUUAUUUUGUUUAUAUGUUUUUCAUCAAGAUGUUUAAAUCUCUACUGUGUUAAAUCUCCCAUCUUUGUGAACCUGCUCUUGUUCAAAUAUAUGGUAAAGUAAAUGUUGGAAAGUUUGAAUUC
Messenger RNA from Dendrobium catenatum, 3392 nucleotides. RefSeq names its product puromycin-sensitive aminopeptidase. Gene Ontology annotation, molecular function: metallopeptidase activity; zinc ion binding. Gene Ontology annotation, biological process: proteolysis. The record is from RefSeq and is a predicted model, not a curated record. The transcript has 33 exons. Lineage: Eukaryota; Viridiplantae; Streptophyta; Magnoliopsida; Asparagales; Orchidaceae. Gene Ontology annotation, cellular component: chloroplast. Bases 178 to 3111 code for a protein of 977 amino acids.